UGGGGUGAGACCUUCAUUAAAGCCCUCUCUGUGCCCAGCCCAGGUAGGGACAGGCUCCAGUGGCUGGAAGCAGGCCCCUUAGGGCAGCCCUGGGCUCUGCCGACACCAGCCCCUGAGCCGGAGCCUGCAGGUGUUGGGGAGAGACCCGGCUGGGGCCGGGCAGUAAAGUGACUACACAAGCGCUCCCUCCUUGCCCCCUCUCUGCUCCCUGGUGUCUGUGAGUCCCAGAGCUGCUGCCCUCACAGACACACCCAACUCACACUCCUGUGAGCAGUGGCAGCCGCUGAUCUAAUGAGAGCAAAUGCCCAUGGGAACAGGAGAGUAAUCAGUUCUCCGGGGCAGAGGGCAGGGGAGAGAGGGAAGGUGAUAGAAACAGAGACUGACCAGACUGGAAGGGGCAGCAGGAGCAGGAAGUGGGUGGGAGGUUCCCAACUCCUAGCCCUGCCCGGAUCUAUUCCCUGCACCCUCUGGGAAGACUGACUCUCCUGGGAACAAGGGGAGGAGCUGACAGAGCAAAAGCCAGUUCCUGUCCCAGCCGAGUUCCUGCGCUGCUGGGGGGAUGUGCUCCCCUUGGGGCCAAUGUCAGGGGGAUCCCCAAAAGUGGCUCCUUUGAUUCUGCUCUUUUUCCAGAAUUCAGCUCAGAGAUGCUAUUAUGGGGAGAGUUUAAAAGUGUCCCCAGUAGGUUUAGUUCUGCUGGGAGAGGCCUGGCCUGGAUGAUAAUAAUCUAACAGUUUCUUCCCAGCGUGGCAGAGUCCAGCGCGUCUGUCUGCAGGGAGAGAGCCUGGGGGGAAUUGGGGUGUGAAAUGGACUCAAGCCCCUUCUGAAACCUCCCCAAUCACCCCUCUCGCCCUGACAGGCUGAAGAAUCGCAUCCCGAUUUUGCUCCAGAUCGUCCCGUCUUCCAGGAGACAGGGAAGGGAAAUGGCUGUGAUGGAGCCAGCUCAGAUGCCGGUGACCUUCGAGGAGGUGGCUGUGUAUUUCACCCAGGGGCAGGGGGCUCUGCUGGACCCCACUCAGAGAGCCCUCUACAGGGACGUCAUGCAGGAGAACUACGAGACGGUGACCUCGCUGGGAUUUCCCCUUCCCAAACCUGAGCUGAUCGCCCAGCUGGAACGAGGGGAAGAGCCGUGGGUGCCCGAUCUCCAGGCCUGCGAGGAAAGAGAGAUCCCGAGAGGCGCCCGCACAGCAGGUGCUGAGCGAGGGAGUGAGAACGAGGAGGGGAAUCAUCAUGAGGAAGUGGAACCACAGGGGACCUUUGUGGGAAGAGCUGAAGGGAAUUUUUCCCAGUGCUUGGAAGAGGGAGAAGCCUGGGGAAAUUGGCACAGAUCAGAAAGGCUGAUGGGAAACCGCCCGAGGAAGAAAGUGGAUGAAUCUGUUAUCUAUAGGGGAGGAAACAAGGAUCCCACAGCCCAGCAGACAAAUCCCAAGGAAGAAAAACCCUACCACUGCCUCCAGUGUGGGAAAGGAUUCAUUCUGAGAUCACAGCUGGUUACACAUCAAACAAUCCAUAACAGCUCAGACUUUAAUACCCAUGGGAGAAUCGAUACAGGAGAGAGACGCUAUCAAUGCCUUGAGUGUGGGAAAUGUUUUAAUUGGAUGUCAGCACUUAUUACACAUCAGGCAACCCACAUGGGAGAGAGACCCCAUAAGUGCUUGGAGUGUGGGAAAAGCUUCAGUAACAGCUCAAAUCUUACUAAACAUCGGAGAAUCCACAUGGGAGACAGACCCUAUAAAUGCCUCGAGUGUGGGAACUGUUUCAGUCAGAAGACCACCCUCAUUAUGCAUCAGAAAACCCACACAGGAGAGAAACCCCAUAAGUGCUUGGACUGUGGGAAAAGUUUCACACAGAGAUCAGCCCUGAGUACACAUCAGACAAUCCACACAGGAGAGAGACCCUAUAAGUGCCUCGACUGUGGGAAAAGUUUCAUUCAGCGCUCACACCUUCUUCGACAUCUGAGAAUUCAUACUGGGAAUAAACCUCAUAAAUGCCUCCACUGUGGGAAAAGUUUCAUUCAGAGAACAAACCUUAUUUCCCAUCAGACAAUCCACACAGGAGAGAAGCCCUAUAAAUGCUUGGAAUGUGGGAAAAGCUUCAAGAACAGCUCCUACCUCACUAAACAUCGGACAAUCCACACGGGAGACAGUCCCUAUAAAUGCCUCCUCUGUGGGAAAAGUUUUGUUCUCAGUUCCGACCUGAUUGUGCAUCAGAGAAUUCACACAGGAGAGAAGCCCUACGUAUGCUUGGACUGUGGGAAAAGCUUCAAGAACAACUCCUACCUUACUAAACAUCGGAGAAUGCACACAGGAGAGAGACCUUAUAAAUGCCUCGAUUGUGGGAAGUGUUUCAGUCAGAAAUCAUCCCUUAGUACCCAUCAGACAAUCCACACUGGAGAGAGACCCAAUAAAUGCUUGGACUGUGGGAAAAGUUUCACCCAGCGAUCAGCCCUUGUUAUACAUCAAAGAAUCCACACAGGAGAGAGACCCCAUAACUGCUUGGACUGUGGGAAAAGUUUCACGCACAGAUCAGCCCUCCUUAGACAUCAGGCCAUCCACACAGGAGAGAGACCCCAUGAGUGCGUGGAAUGUGGGAAACGUUUCAUUCAGAGAUCAACCCUUAUUAGACAUCAGGCAGUCCACACAGGAGAGAGACCCCAUGGGUGCUUGGACUGUGGCAAAUGUUUCACCAACAGAUCAUCCCUUAUUAGGCAUCAGGCAAUCCACACAGGCGAGAGACCGCAUAAGUGCUUGGACUGUGGGAACAGUUUCAUUCAGAGAUCAAACCUUAUUAUACAUCAGAGAAUCCACACGGGCUAUAAACCUCAUAAAUGCCUGGCCUGUGGGAAAAGUUUCAGGAAGAGCUCAUACCUUACUAAACAUCUAAGAACUCACAAAGGCCUGGGAGACCCACGGAACAGCUUGAUUAUGGAAAAAGAUUCAAUCCGAGCUCAGACAUCAGUGAUCCACAAAACUGAGAGACCUGCCCUCUACAGGGACGUCAUGCAGGAGAACUACGAGACGGUGACCUCGCUGGGAUUUUCCAUUCCCAAACCUGACCUGAUCGCCCGGCUGGAACGAGGAGAAGAGCCGUGGGUACCCGAUCUCCAGGCUGCUAAGGAAAGAGAGAUCCUGAGAGGUGCCCACACAGCAGGUGCUGAACGAGGGAGUGAGAAUGAGGAGGGGAAUCAUCAUGAGGAAAGUCCUGAUGAAGUGGAACCACAGGGGACCUUUAUGGGAAGAGCUGAAGGAAAUUUAUCCCAGUGCUUGGAACAGGGAGAAGCCUGGGAAAAUUGGCACAGGUCAGAGAGGCUGCUGGGAAACUACCCAAGGGAGCAAGUAGGUGAAUCUAUUAAAUGUAGGGGAGGAGACAAGGAUCCCAAAGCCCAGCAGACAGACCCCAGGGAAGAGAAACCCUACCACUGCCUCAAAUGUGGGAAAAGAUUCAUUGUGAGACCACACCAUCUUACACUUCAGACAAUCCAUACUGGAGAGAAACCACUUCAAUUCUUGGACUAUGGGGAAAGCUUCAAUAACUGCUCAGAUCUUAAUUACAAUGGGCGAAGCCACAUAGGAGAGAAACCCUAUCAAUGCCUCGAGUGCGGGAACUGUUUGAAUCGGAAGUCAGCACUGAUUACACAUCAGAUAAACCACAUGGGAGAGAGACCCCAUAUGUGCUUGGAUUGUGGAAAAAGUUUCAUUCGGAGGUCAGACCUUGUUAGACAUCAGGCAAUCCACACAGGAGAGAGACCCCAUGAAUGCUUAGACUGUGGGAAAAGUUUCAUACGGAGGUCAGAUCUUGCCAAACAUCAGGCAAUCCACACUGGAGAGAGACCCCAUAUGUGCUUGGACUGUGGGAAAAGUUUCACACGGAGAUCAUCCCUUCUUCAACAUCAGGGAAUCCACAGAGGAGAGAACCCCCAUAAGUGCUUAGACUGUGGAAAAAGUUUCAUAUGGAGGUCAGACCUUGUUAAACAUCAGGUAUUCCACAGAGGAGAGAGACUCCAUGAGUGCUUGGACUGUGGGAAAAGUUUCAUUCAGAGAUCAGAUCUUGUUAAACAUCAAACAAUCCACACAGGAGAGAGACCCCAUAAGUGCCUGAACUGUGGGAAAAGUUUCGUACGGAGGGCUGACCUUGUUAAACAUGAGGUACUUCACACAGGAGAGAGACCCUAUAAGUGCUUGGACUGUGCAAAAAGUUUCGUAUGGAGGUCAGACCUUGUUAAUCAUCGGGCAACCCACACAGGAGAGAGACCCCAUAAGUGCUUGGACUGUGGGAAAAGUUUCAUACGGAGAUCAGCCCUUGUUAAUCAUCAGGCAACCCACACUGGAGAGAGACCCCAUAAGUGCUUGGACUGUGGAAAAAGUUUCGUUCGGAGGUCUGACCUUGUUAAACAUCAGUCAUUCCACACUGGAGAGAGACACCAUAAGUGCCUGGACUGUGGAAAAAAUUUCAUACAGAGGUCAGAUCUUAUUAAACAUCAGGCAAUCCACACAGGAGAGAGACCCCAUAAGUGCCUGGAUUGUGGGAAAAGUUUCACACGUAGAUCAGCUUUAGUUAAUCAUCAGGCAAUCCACACAGGAGAGAGGCCCCAUAAGUGCUUGGACUGUGGGAAAAGUUUCAUAGAGAGAUCACAACUCACUAAACAUGAGAGAAUCCACACAGGAUCUAAACUUCUGUGACCCCUGGCCAGAAAGGGUUAAGAAACUUGCAGGCUAAUUGACCCAGAUUCAUCCUUCAGAGACAUGUUCGAAAAGUGUGUAAAUGGAAAAUAGGGCCAUUCCAUGUUGGAUAGACUAGAACUUUGAAAUGUAAACUUUUAUUGUUAAAGAACUGGAAGAAGAUGGUAACUAUAGUAGUCUAUGUUUACCUAUAUCUUGUUAGAGUUUAACAUUGUAACCAAACGGUUCCUGUCUAGGGCUGUAUUCUGUUAAUUUAGAGAUCAAAAGGAAACUUAAUGUCAUUGUCUCUUAUAUUUUUGGUAAACUCUGUCUGAACUGCUUUAUGGAUAAAUGUCUUAUGUUAAUGCCUUUAAUUAAUUACCGGUGCUGUUUAGGAAAUAGAAAGUUACAUCAACAGCCUAUUGGUCACCCAAGGACUGCGUGCUGACGAGAGGCUGCAAAAAUCUCUAGAAAAACUCUUGGAAUGUGAUCCUUUUCUCUCAGAUCUUUGUUAGUUUUAUUCGUGGGGCGUUUGAGUCGUUAGACUGAGCUCUCCAGUCCCAUCUGCACCACCUUGAUAUUGGACAUUGGACUAUAUAACAGGGGUUCUCAAACUGGGGGUCUAGACCCCUCAGGGGGUCGUGAGGUUAUUACAUGAGGGUUCGAGCUGUCAUCCUCCACCCCAAACCCCGCUUUGCCUCCAGCAUUUAUAAUGGUGUUAAAUAGAUAAAAAGGUAUUUUUAAUUUAUGGGGGGGGCUCACACUCAGAAGCUUGCUGUAUGAAAGGGGUCACCACUACAAAAGUUUGAAAAUCUCUGGACUAUAACCUGAUGAAAUGAUUCUGAAAAGGAUUCUUUGCCAUUCUAAAGCACCAUCUCUACUAUGAACUGCCCUAAGGACUCUAUGCAUGUCUGUGUGUAUAAUGAUCUUCUAACCCAUACUCUCUUUUCUUCUUUUAAUAAAGCUUAGUUUAGUUAAUAAGAA
Molecule: messenger RNA, 5639 nt
Organism: Trachemys scripta elegans
Lineage: Eukaryota; Metazoa; Chordata; Testudines; Emydidae
Product: zinc finger protein 135-like
Exons: 7
Coding region: 921-4676 (1251 amino acids)
Biological process (GO): regulation of transcription by RNA polymerase II
Molecular function (GO): RNA polymerase II cis-regulatory region sequence-specific DNA binding; DNA-binding transcription factor activity
Source: RefSeq, a predicted model, not a curated record